Messenger RNA from Procambarus clarkii (red swamp crayfish), 345 nucleotides. The record is from RefSeq and is a predicted model, not a curated record. Lineage: Eukaryota; Metazoa; Arthropoda; Malacostraca; Decapoda; Cambaridae.
AUGUUCUAUUAUUCCGUAUUCCCACCUAAACCAGGAGGCCGUCCCCCUAAACCAGGAGGCCGUCCCCCUAAACCAGGAGGCCGUCCCACUAAACCAGGAGGCCGUCCCCCUAAACCAGGAGGCCGUCCCCCUAAACCAGGAGGCCGUCCCCCUAAACCAGGAGGCCGUCCCACUAAACCAGGAGGCCGUCCCCUAAACCAGGAGGCCGUCCCCCUAAACCAGGAGGCCGUCCCCCUAAACCAGGAGGCCGUCCCACCUAAACCAGGAGGCCGUCCCCCUAAACAGGAGGCCGUCCCACCUAAACCAGGAGGCCGUCCCCCUAAACCAGGAGACCGUCCCACCUAA